AUGGCUUCCAAAUGCCUCAAGGCCAGCUUCUCUUCGGCGUCUCUCAAGGGCCCGGGAGGGACUUGGGGGGCCUCUGCUCGCGUGUCCACCAUGUACUCCAGCAGCUCUUGCAAGCUCCCAAGCCUCUCCCGGGGGCCCCACAGCUUCUCUGCAUGCUCAGCUGGACUGGGCAGGAGCAGCUGCAGGGCCGCCAGCUGCCUCCCUGCUCUCUGCCUGCCCUCCGGAGGCUUUGCCACCAGCUACAGCACGGGCGGGGGCUGGUUUGGGGAGGGCAUCCUCACCGGCAACGAGAAGGAGACCAUGCAGUCCCUGAACGACCGCCUGGCCAGCUACCUGGAGAAAGUGCGCCAGCUGGAGCGGGAGAACGCGGAGCUGGAGAGCCGCAUCCGCGAGUGGUGUGAGCAGCAGGUGCCCUUCCUAUGCCCCGACUACCAGUCCUACUUCCGGACCAUUGAGGAGCUCCAGAAGAAGACCCUGUGCACCAAGGCAGAGAACGCCAGGCUGGUGGUGCAGAUCGACAACGCCAAGCUGGCUGCCGAUGAUUUCAGGACCAAGUAUGAGACGGAGGUGUCCAUGAGGCAGCUGGUGGAGUCAGACAUGAAUGGCCUGCGUAGGAUUCUGGAUGAUCUGACCCUGUGCAAGGCCGAUCUGGAGGCCCAGGUGGAGUCCCUGAAGGAGGAGCUGCUCUGCCUCAAGAAGAACCACGAGGAGGAAGUGAACUCACUGCGCUGCCAGCUUGGUGACCGGCUCAAUGUUGAGGUGGACGCUGCUCCGCCUGUUGACCUGAACCGCGUUCUGGAUGAGAUGAGGUGCCAGUACGAGACCCUGGUGGAGAAUAACCGCCGGGAUGCUGAAGAUUGGUUCAACACUCAGACAGAGGAGCUGAACCAGCAGGUGGUGUCCAGCUCCGAGCAGCUGCAGUCCUGCCAGGCGGAGGUCAUCGAGCUGAGACGCACGGUCAACGCCCUGGAGAUCGAGCUGCAGGCCCAGCAGAGCACGAGAGAUGCUUUGGAAUCCACCCUGGCAGAGACAGAGGCCCGCUACAGCUCCCAGCUGGCCCAGAUGCAGGGCCUGAUCACCAACGUGGAGUCCCAGCUGGCGGAGAUCAGGAGUGACCUGGAGCGGCAGAACCAGGAGUACCAGGUGCUGCUGGACGUCCGGGCCCGGCUGGAGAGUGAGAUCAAUACGUACCGGGGCCUGCUGGAGAGCGAGGACUGCAAGCUUCCCUGUAACCCGUGUGCCCCUGAUCACUCACCCUCCAAGUCAGGCCUCCCCUGUCUUCCUGCGGCCUCCUGCGGUCCUGGCUCAGCCUGCACAACCUGCAGCCCCCACCCCAUUUGUGUCCCCUGCCUGGGGGGCCGGUUCUGA
Molecule: messenger RNA, 1368 nt
Organism: Diceros bicornis minor
Lineage: Eukaryota; Metazoa; Chordata; Mammalia; Perissodactyla; Rhinocerotidae
Gene: KRT35
Product: keratin 35
Exons: 7
Coding region: 1-1368 (455 amino acids)
Molecular function (GO): structural molecule activity
Source: RefSeq, a predicted model, not a curated record